Molecule: messenger RNA, 623 nt
Organism: Anopheles nili
Lineage: Eukaryota; Metazoa; Arthropoda; Insecta; Diptera; Culicidae
Product: rhodanese domain-containing protein CG4456-like
Exons: 4
Coding region: 223-564 (113 amino acids)
Cellular component (GO): mitochondrion
Molecular function (GO): thiosulfate-cyanide sulfurtransferase activity
Source: RefSeq, a predicted model, not a curated record
CCAAAGUCGAUAAGCGCGCUCGUUUCGACCGGUAUUCUUGAUAGCAUUGUUUGGUUUUACAGUUCAAAUUUGAUUUAAAGCCCUAUAAGAUUAUUACAAGGAGUAGAAGAAGAAGCCUGCAUUAAGCUAGAUGAACAUCUUACAUUCCUGUUAAAAGCAGCGAUAUUACAGACAAUCCCAAACUUACCUUGUGACCUUUCGAAACCCUGCAUACCGCAUACCAUGUCGAUCGCAACGUACGAAGAAGUGCUGGAGUUACCUAACCACCCGGAGAAGUUACUCAUUGAUGUGCGCAAUCCGGAUGAGUUGGCAGAAACUGGCAAAAUUCCGACAAGUAUCAACAUUCCACUGCCCCUUCUUGAGGAUGGCCUAAAGCUAGCAGCUGAUGAGUUCAAAGAGAAAUACGGACGAGACAAACCGGAUGCCGGAACGGAAGUAAUUUUCCACUGCAAGAUGGGUGGACGAGCGCAAAAGGCAGCCGAUCUUGCAACAAGUUUAGGAUUUACCAACGCUCGCAACUAUAAGGGCUCCUGGACUGAGUGGGCUGCAAAGCAGGGAAAAUAAUGGCCAAACGAGCUAGAAUUUUGUUGUCGAUUGGUAAAUAAAUCCAACGUCCAGCAUGG